This is a messenger RNA of Cololabis saira (Pacific saury), 4898 nucleotides long. RefSeq names its product apoptosis-stimulating of p53 protein 1-like. Gene Ontology annotation, biological process: regulation of apoptotic process. The record is from RefSeq and is a predicted model, not a curated record. NCBI's taxonomy places the organism in Eukaryota, Metazoa, Chordata, Actinopteri, Beloniformes, Belonidae. The transcript has 24 exons. Bases 40 to 3378 code for a protein of 1112 amino acids. Gene Ontology annotation, molecular function: p53 binding. Gene Ontology annotation, cellular component: nucleus.
CAUACACAACGGCGUGUCCUCUCGGCUGAUGGGUUUCCAAUGAGGCGUUUUUUGCUGCUGGUGUUGGAGCGACUGGCAGUUCUGUCUAAAAACCUCAAAGUCAGUAAUUGCAGGAAACCAAAGAAGAAGCUCAAACGCAGGAAAAGAAAAGCAUGGGUGAUCCUGACAGUUUACCUCAAUGACACCCAGCAGAUGCUCACGGAGGUCCCUGUUACUCCGGCAACCCGAGUGUUUGAUGUGGUGGAGUAUUGCAAAGAGGCCGGCGAGGGGGAGUGUCAUCUGGCUGAAGUCUGGAAUGGACAUGAGCGAGUUCUCCCUCAGGAGCUGUUAUUGUUGGAUCUCCUUCAGCAGUGGGGAGCCCGGAGGCCCGAGGUCCGCUUCUACCUCAGACACUGCGCCCCCUGGCCUGAAGGAAGUCCUCAGCCGGAGCAGAGCUCGACCACAGAUGCAGCAGAAAGUGCAAAUGACAAGGUUCCCCGUGUGGAGCUGACCCUCUCCGAGCUCCAGGAAAUGGCCACGAGACAACAGCAGCAAAUAGAGGCUCAGCAGCAGAUGUUGAUCGCCAAGGAGCAGAGACUGCGGUACCUUCACCAGGGAGGCAGAGCUAACCAGGGCCAGACUCAGUCUGAGGCCGAGAAGCUGCAGCGGCUGAAGGAGCGAGUAGACACGCAGGAGGCAAAGCUGAAGAAGAUCCGAGCCAUGAGGGGGCAAGUGGACUACAGCAAACUGAUCAAUGGAAACCUCUCUGCAGAGAUUGAGCAUGUGAGCAACCUUUUCCAGGAGAAGCAGGCAGAGCUGCAGUCUGCAGUGAUCAGAGUUGACCAGUUGAGUCAACAGCUGGAGGACUUGAGGAGAGGACGCCUUCAGCUGCACUCCGGUGCACCAACUCCGGGGUCGCAGGGUGCAACCACCGGACACAAAGCUCUGUCUGGCCCUGCAGCCCUGGAGCUGAGGAAGCUCUACCAGGAGCUGCAGGCUCGUAACCGCCAUAACUUGGAGCAGAGCAGCAAGCUGGCCCACAACAAGGAGCUCCUGAACAAGAGGAAUGCCCAGGUGACGGUGAUGGAUCAGCGCAUCGGCGACCUCAGAGAACGCCUGCACAAGAAGAGAGCAGAGUUGAGCCGGAUGAACGGCGGAGGCCUGGCCUCCCCUCAGACCUCUCCCCACCCCGGCGGCGGAGUUUCAGGCCGGGUGGCGGCCGUCUGCCCGUACAUCCAGGUUCCUUCUGAGGGGAGAUCCGAGGCCGGCUACCCUCUGCCCCCCGACCCUCCACCUAAACCCUCUCAGCUCAGCCACACCCGCUCCCUCUCAGAGGACGACAGGACGGGCAACAGGAAGUCUUCCAUCCAGUGGAAAGUCUCAGAUUUAGACAUCGUCCUGUCUGAGCCCACCGAGGCGUGGGCCGGACCCCCAUCCCCUCACGGAGGGGACGGUAACAACUCUAAUGAAGCUCCGUGGCCGAGCAUCGGUAAGAGCGUGCCGGACUGGAGGACCAGCAGUCCAGAACAGCUUCCUUCUGGUUACGGUACAUAUCCCAGCGCCACCCACCAGGCAGCAGGACAUCACAGUGCCACGAGCUCGCUGCCCCGCUCUGCCCCCGGGACGCUGGGCUGGCCCCGCUCCAGCGCCGCUAAUGCCACUUCCCCCUCUUCAUCAUCAUCCCCCACUUCACAGCAAAUACAGCAGCGCAUUUCUAUCCCUCCCAAUCCCGGCCAAGGUCCUACCGGCUCUCCACUGUCCUCCCAAACGGAGCGCACAGACCCCCCUCCGGCGGUGGCUGUUCGUCCCUACGUCCCGGACCACCCGUCCAGGCCCCAGUCCCCCAGGAAGGGCCCGGCCACCAUGAACAGCAGCUCCAUCUACAGCAUGUACCUCCAGCAGCCGCAGGCCAAGAACUACGGAUCCCUCAGCAACCGGCCGACCGUCAAAGCAGUUUACGGCAAACCCAUCCUCCCAACAUCCUCUUCGUCUCCAUCUCCCGUCCCUUUCCUCCACGGAGGAGGUGGAGGAGUGAAAGCAGCAGGGGAGGAUGUUACAGAUGGAGGGAAAGGAGGAGGAGAGAGUAGUGAUGGGAAAAUCGUCCCUCCCCCCAGUGUGGACAACAUCCCUCGCCCCCUCAGUCCCACCAAGCUCACCCCAGUGGCCCACUCUCAGCUUCGAUACCAGAAUGAUGCCGACCUGGAGGUUCUCCGCCGGCGCCUCAGCAACGCUCCAAGACCUCUCAAGAAGCGCAACUCCAUCACCGAGCCUGAGGGCCCACAGGGGCCCAACAUCCAAAAGCUGCUGUACCAGAGGUUCAACACGUUGGCAGGAGGAAUGGAGGGAGGCUCAGGCAACACGUUCUACCAGCCUGAGUGUCAUUUAGGGGACAUGGAACACGUCCAUUCAGCCAAUGGGAAUGUGGAGCCUGGUGACAAGCACGUCAGCGUGGCAGCCGUGGACGCCGAAGCUCAAAAACCCAGCCCAGACUCCCGCCGCUUGUCUCCUCCCGUCGUUACCAUCGAAAUGUCCAAAGACACAACGCCGGCAGAGAGCAGCAGCAAGCUGUCUCCAUCAGCCAAGCCCAGCCCCCCCCCUGUACCCGAGAGGCCCGAGGACCAGAGCCACAGCAACAAGAGAGGAUCCAGUCCCGUCCACAGCUCCGGGGGACACACGCCGCCUUCUCCAUCACCUCCUGCACCACCUUCACUGCCAAAGGCAAAGCGAACCAACCUCAAGAAGCCGUCGUCGGAGCGGACGGGCCACGGUCUCCGGGUCAAGUUCAACCCCCUGGCUCUGCUGCUGGACGCCUCGCUAGAGGGAGAGUUUGAUUUGGUACAGAGGAUCAUAUACGAGGUGGAAAAUCCUAGUAUGCCUAAUGACGAAGGCAUAACUCCUCUCCAUAAUGCCGUCUGUGCCGGUCACCACCAUAUUGUGAAGUUCUUGCUGGACUUUGGAGUGAAUGUAAACGCAGCCGACAGUGACGGAUGGACUCCUCUUCACUGUGCAGCCUCGUGCAACAGCGUCAACCUCUGUAAGAUGCUGGUGGAGUCUGGGGCCGCCAUUUUCGCCACAACAAUUAGCGACGUCGAAACCGCAGCGGAUAAAUGUGAAGAAAUGGAGGAGGGCUACACCCAGUGUUCUCAGUUUCUCUAUGGUGUGCAGGAGAAGUUGGGUGUGAUGAACAAAGGCUUAGUCUACGCUCUGUGGGACUACACCGCCCAGGAGCCGGAUGAGCUCUCCUUCAAGGAGAGCGACGCCCUCACUGUGCUGCGUCGCCGCGACGACACCGAAACAGAUUGGUGGUGGGCUCGAGUGAAUGAGCGCGAGGGAUACGUACCCAGGAACCUGCUGGGGCUGUAUCCAAGGAUCAAACCCAGACAACGCUCACUGGCGUGAAGCCCAGAACAGGAAGCACGCUCACACAGGGCGCAUGCAUACAGACGAAGGAAGAGGAAGAAGAAGAAGAGGGGGAGCAUGCUGUGAACGAAGGGAAGGGCAGCCAUGAGGCUGAGGGAGGGGAGAGGCUGCAGCGAGAGGCGGAGAUGAAGCCACUUUUUUCUGUUUGCCUGGAUGUCGCUGAGCCACUUUAUGAUGAAAGCAGAAUACAUUUUUACCUGUCUGGGUGUUGUUUUCAGCAGUCAUAGCUCCACAGCUUCAGAAAACUUCAGCAGCAUGAGAGGCGCUGAAUUUAGAUUUAAAAGAACAAGUUUUAUAAGCAACUUUUGGAUGUAGCUUCAAGUUUCACCCAGCUUCAAAACAUCAAAAUAAAAGCCUGAACGUGCUGACAUUCUCUAGAGCUUUGACUAUUAAAUGCCACUUUAUUUUAUAUGUUUUUUGGGGUUUUUUGUUGUUUUUUUUUUUCCUUUAAAGCACCCAAAGUCUGGAGUGUUAGGCCAGGGGAUUAAUAUGCUUGAGAUGUGAAAUGUGAAGGUGAAGAUGGAGCGAGGAAAGAGAGCAGAGAAUAAGACGAUGUUUGAAUGUUGAUGGAUAGGCAAGUGUGUUUACAAAGUCUGGGAGGAGACGUGUCUGAUGUGCGACCACAAGACUGUGACACGUGGGUGCUGAGGUCGGCGUCAACCCACACAAGGCGUCAUGUUGUUUCAGAGGAAUAUUUCGGUUCCGAUUAUAUAAGUUGAUAUAAAAAGCAUCUGUGAACCAUUACGGAUAUCCCAAGCUUUGAGUAUUCCCUGUCAAGUCAGCAGGAGUUUAUGCUGCCAUGAGCUUCUGGUAAAACGGGAGAAAGUAGGUGAAAAGGAAGGUUCCAUGUAUGUGAAGAAGAUGGAUUUAAAAGUUAGGACUAGAUAGAGUUCAGGCUGAAAAGAGCGGUCAUUAUUCUGGUGCAAAACUGCUGAAACAUAGCAGUGUUCCCCGUCAAUCUAAAGCAAAGUGUUCAAAGUUGUCAUCCGUUUUGAAACUGAUAUUAUUGAAUCUUCUCAGAAAUGUGUCUUAAGAAGAAAACAGCCUCAUUCUUGCCCUAUUUCAGUAAAGAUAAAAAUAUAAAAUGUGUCAGCAUUAUAAAGGGACUGAAAUUCUGAAAAGUUUUCACCUUUUCACUGUCAUCUUUGUCAGUAGUUUAAUGAUCUGCCCUGCUCCCCUUAUUUUAUUGUUUUAUUUAAAGUAAAGCAUCGUUUUCUACUAUUACUACUACUCUCCUUAUCACUAGUGUACACUUCUGUUGUUUCUCUGAGUGCUGGCGCCGCUCACUGCUGCCCCCUAGUGGUCAGCGAGGGUUCGGCACAAAGGAAACAUUUCUCGAACCCCAUGCUCUGUAAAAUAUGAAGCAAGAAGGUGGCUGAUGUUUAAUGUGAGAGUGGAUCAUUGUUCUGAGGAGUGCAUACCAUUACUCUGUGUAUAUGCAACCUGUAACUAUACAGCUGAUGUAAAAUAAUAAAAGUAUAAUCCCUACAUGAAUUAAA